AUGACUCCUCCCCUUCCAGAGAUCCAACCUCAAACGUCGUCGGGAUCCAGCAACAACAGCAAUGACUCCAAGUCGGCCACUCCUCCGCCAUCAAGUACUGCUUCUACUACUUCUGCCCCUCCUUCGACCUCGGCCGACGACAGCUUGAUCUGCCGCUGGAAUGCCUGCGGCCAGAAGUUCCCUACGCCAGAGAAUCUCUAUGACCACAUCUGUGAGCGUCAUGUUGGUCGCAAGAGCACAAACAAUUUGAAUCUCACAUGCCACUGGAACUCGUGUCGCACCACUACUGUGAAGCGCGACCACAUCACUUCGCAUAUCCGUGUUCAUGUUCCCCUCAAGCCUCACAAGUGCGAGUUCUGUGGCAAGUCAUUCAAGCGCCCCCAGGACCUGAAGAAGCAUGUCAAGACUCAUGCCGACGACUCUGUUUUGGUCCGUUCCGCCCAGGACGCUCCACAGCCUCAGCAGGGUGGUAUCAACUACCGGCCCCAUAUGAACAAGCCUCCCGGCUACUAUGAUCACAAUGGCCAGAUGCGACCUAAUUACCAGCACCAGCCGCAUCCAAGCAGCUACUAUGCUCCCCAGCCUUCUACCAAUUAUGGACUGUACUUCAACCAGCCCACCAUGAACAACCAGCGUGCCGAGCAUCUUGGAUAUACCGCUGCCGGUCAACCUCCUGCGUUUGACCGCAAGCGCGCCUACGACAUGGUGGAUGACUUUUUCAACAGCGCCAAGCGCCGCGAGAUCGACACCUCUUCCUACAGCCAGAUUGGUCGCUCUCUCCUCCCUCUUCACAACAGUCUUUCUAUUCCCAGCGGCCCAAUGGCUGCUGCUCCUGAGAGCUAUUUGCCCCAGCCAGCCGGUCCAGCCAUGGCGCAAACUGGUCCUUCACCGUCCCAGAACCCUUUGGCUCAGCAGUACUAUCUGCCCAUUACACCCAACGCCCGAACCCAGAAGGAUCUGGUCCAGAUCGACAAUCUUCUUGGACAGAUGCAGAACACCAUUUAUGAAAAUGCUAGCCACGCUACUGCUGGUGUCCACAUUCACCACGGCAGCGAGCAUUUCGGUGGUUUCCGUCAUAGCCCUUCGCCCCCAACGAUGCAGCGAAGCCCCACGGCCGCCGGUAUGCAUGUCGGCGCCGAGGCCUAUCAUCCUGUCUCGGCGGCAAGCAUGGCUUCUCCGCUAACCGCCAUCUCUUCCACCGGAACGCCCGCCGUCACGCCUCCCUCGAGCUCAAUGUCUUACACCUCCGGGCACUCUCCUAGCCCCUCGGCCUCUGAUCUGUCCCCCCAAUCUCGUCACAGCUCUACGUCCUCGGUUAUGUACCCAACUCUCCCAACGAGCUUGCCCGCAGUAAGCCAGGGCUUUGGCCAGUCAACAACCACAACUCUUGGGCCUAGCUUCGAGAGCAACGAGCGCCGCCGCUACUCUGGUGGUAUGCUUCAGCGCGCCCGUGGUCCCCCUCCCCGAUCCACUGAUGAUAACAAUGGUGCGACCACUCCCAAGGCUAGCGAGCCUGCUGUUUCCGUCGGAUCUCCGUCGUCGGAAUCGGAGGGCAGCGAGGCUACCCGCGAGAGGGAGGAGCAGUACGACCGCUGGCUCGAGAACAUGCGCGUCAUCGAAAGCCUGCGUGAAUAUGUCAAGGGUCGUCUUGCACGGAAGGAGUAUGUCGAGGAGGAUGAGACCCGGUCACGAGAUGGCGAUGCCAUGGAUGUUGACGUUAGGAGCCCCAAGACGCCUGCCCGAGAGCCCAGCCACCCCAAGGAGGGAUCUUCGCUCUACCCCAUCCUUCGCAUGCCAGGCGCAUAA
Messenger RNA from Clonostachys rhizophaga, 1806 nucleotides. Lineage: Eukaryota; Fungi; Ascomycota; Sordariomycetes; Hypocreales; Bionectriaceae. The record is from the annotation of a GenBank genome assembly.